Messenger RNA from Quercus lobata, 623 nucleotides. RefSeq names its product Cytochrome b-c1 complex, subunit 8 protein. Gene Ontology annotation, cellular component: respiratory chain complex III. Gene Ontology annotation, biological process: mitochondrial electron transport, ubiquinol to cytochrome c. The record is from RefSeq and is a predicted model, not a curated record. NCBI's taxonomy places the organism in Eukaryota, Viridiplantae, Streptophyta, Magnoliopsida, Fagales, Fagaceae. The transcript is spliced from 2 exons. Bases 146 to 364 code for a protein of 72 amino acids.
GCGUAGCUUCUAGAUCAGAUAGAUAGAGAGAGAGAAAGCUAGUCUCCAUUUCAUUUGCCCUAAAUCAAAACAAUCACAGAGAGAGAGAGAGACACAAACACAGGCAAUACCUUCUCGAAUCGCAGAAGAGAAGAUCUCGACGACGAUGGGGAAGCAACCGGUGAGGAUGAAGGCGGUGGUGUACGCACUCUCACCGUUCCAGCAAAAGGUGAUGCCUGGUCUCUGGAAAGACAUUCCGGGCAAGAUCCACCACAAGAUCUCCGAGAAUUGGCACAGCGCUGUCCUUCUCCUCGCUCCUCUCGUCGGCACCUACUCGUAUGUCCAACAUUACCAGGAAAAGGAGAAGUUGGCCCACCGUUAUUGAAGUGCAUAGAUGUGCAUCCAUUUUGCAGUGAAGCUCCUCUUGUCAGUUAGCUGCAACUUUGAUGAAAAGCUUUUUUUUUUCUUCUUCUUUCAAGUUAAUUAGAUUUGAGUUACUGGGAAUUUUGAACAAUGUUUGAGGUGGUGUUCUUAAAAUAAAUUUUCAAACUUGAUCACCAAAUGCAUGAAUGUGAUGUGUAAUUUGGAACUUUAUAAUUAAGAGUGCAUCUUUUUAAUGGUUAAUAAACAGAAGUUUUUGGCAA